AUGGUGAGACUGGUCCAUUGCACUACAGGGCGAGUUGACCCGUGUGGCUGUCUCGAAUGGAGACACGCCAACAGCAAAAUUUUUGCGUGUGGGGACGGCGUACGCGCCUCCCCAAACAUAUAA
Molecule: messenger RNA, 123 nt
Organism: Thelazia callipaeda (thelaziosis nematode)
Lineage: Eukaryota; Metazoa; Nematoda; Chromadorea; Rhabditida; Thelaziidae
Source: the annotation of a GenBank genome assembly